Messenger RNA from Nycticebus coucang (slow loris), 1967 nucleotides. It is a transcript of the gene TDRP, whose product is annotated as testis development related protein. The transcript has 3 exons. Gene Ontology annotation, cellular component: nucleus; cytosol. Gene Ontology annotation, biological process: spermatogenesis. The record is from RefSeq and is a predicted model, not a curated record. NCBI's taxonomy places the organism in Eukaryota, Metazoa, Chordata, Mammalia, Primates, Lorisidae. The coding region runs from base 287 to 838 and encodes 183 amino acids.
GCUCCGUGAGGCUGAACCCGGAGAGCGGGUGGCCGGGGCUAGGGCGGUGUCCUGCAGGGCCCGGAGGGGGCGGGGACCACGCUGGGAGAAGAGGCGCGGGGGCGCGGCCCUGUUGUUGGGGACCGGUGGGGCGGUGCGGGCGGGGUCGGGGAGGGGAGAAGGCGGGUCCGGGAGGGAGGGGCGCCCUGCUCCCGCCCCCGCCCCGACCGGCCCUGCCCGGCCCACGGUGCCGGUGCCCUGCAGGAGCCGCGGGCCGAGCGCCGGACGGCGAGGCGGGGCGCGGAGCAUGUGGAAGCUGAGCCGGAGCCGGGUGCUGCUGGACGAGCCCCUGGAGGAGGAGGACGGCCUGCCGGGGGGCCCGCCGCCCGCAGCCCCCACCCCGGGGCAGGUUCAGGGAGCAAGUUUCCGAGGUUGGAAAGAAGUGACUUCUCUGUUUAAUAAAGAUGACCAGCAGCGUCUACUGGAAAGUUGUGAAUCUCCCAAGUCCAGAGGAACUAGUGUAAGAUUAAAGGAAGAACUGAAGACAGAGAAGAAAUCCGGAUUUUGGGACAAUUUGGUUUUAAAACAGAAUAUACAGUCUAAAAAACCAGAUGAGAUUGAAGGUUGGGAGCCUCCAAAACUUGCUCUUGAAGACGUUUCAGCUGACUUGGAGGAUGCCUCGGGUAGCCACUCAUCUCGGCCUGGCUGGGAGGAGGGUACCAAGGGCUCGACCAAGUACAGCAGCCUGGCUGAUGCCACAGCCAGCUCCAGGUGGAGCCUGCGCUCAGCCGGGCGGCUGGUGAGCCUCCGCUGGCAGAGCAGAGGGCGCCUGGCAGACGGCCCAGAGGAGGUGGAGUGAGCGGAGCCAGCCAGUGGGGCACUUGUGCGAGUUGGCUGCGCGGUGGUGGUGUUUUCUUAGUGUAUGUUAAGUUGUUGAGUUUGUCCCAUAUGAAGCAGUACAGGCCCUCUACUUUUUGCCUGAUUUCCUAUUUCUGUCUCGUUGGCUGGUGAGCUCACACACACACUGACUUAAUGGUGAGAGCCUGGCACACAUACUCGCCACAGACCACGUUCUGCAGAAAUUAGAGAUGUGGAUUUUUUAUGCUGUCCUGUAAGAUAACAGUAAUGAUUUGCAGUUUGCCACAAAGCUGUCCAGCGCCCUCAGCCGUAAUUCUGUCUGCCGGCCGCCCUGCUUUUCUCUUGCAUGUAGCACACAUGUUCCACCCGGGACACAGACCUGUCAGUCAUGCGAUUCUCUUCUUUUGCCAGAAAAUUAUAGUCCAGGAGGUAAGGUGCGUCUUCCAAAGUUUAUAUCAUUUAACUUGGCAAAUUAAACCUUUUUUGUAUUGAAUUUAAAAAUAUCUAAACAAAUGCUGAAAAGCCAAAGGUUAUAUCUGAGCAUAAAAUGUCAGUAUCUUAAAAUGCUUGAGGGAUGAAUGGCCUCUUGCGGGGACAGUGGCUAUUAGGGGAGAUUUCAUUUUUACUUAUCCUAAACUUUUAAAUAUUGAUCAUUUUCUUUAAAAAAUUUACUCUUUUUGGUUAUAGAUUAGAGAAACGUGGGUAAUUUUUUGUCACUUGAUAAUCUUGUUUGGAAAACAUUAACUUGCUCAUCGCAGAGUUAAAACUAUCCUUAAAAUUCUGAAGUGCCUCUUCUCUAUGUACCCACGUGUUUGGUUUUUCAAGCGAGAUACUUACUGUGACUGACAUUAUAUCCGUAAGAAGUUGUGUUUCCCACAAGAAAAGCUUAAACUGCUGAUUUGAGAGCACUUCUUGCUUUUUCUGCUCCUCAGAUUGAUCCUAUACCCGGUCAGAUGUACCAGUCAGGUCUCUGUGGCAGGGUGGCUUUUAUCAGCAAGUGAUACAAACAUCUACCUUAGGUAAAAGUGGUUUCAAAGAAAAGAUGUAUUUUUCUUUGUUUUGGUUAAAAAUAAAACAAAAACCUUUGGUUACACCGUGCAUUCCCCUCAUGUAAAAAAAAUACCCUCCCC